AUGGAACUAGAGUAUAUGGGAAAGAAUAGCAUUGGGGAUGAAGCAUUUGUCUCUGAAGCCUUCUUGGUUGAUGUCCCCAGCAGCAAAGCUCUGGCAAAAGUUUCAUGUCGUUGGAGGCUUUCUGCAUCAACGACGGAUGUGGAUGCGCGACAAUAUUUUCAUUCUCUUGAUCUGCUGAUGGGAAUCGUUCUUAUCUCGCGUACUAAUGAGCCAUGCGAAGACAACAAAAACGGAGAUCUUAUUCCGUAUGCCACUGGCACCGCCCUCGAGAAUCUUGUCCACGCGUGUUGCACGAUUCGAGCAUCAGUCGAUCAAAUCGAAGUGGCAGCAAAGGUGAUACUUGUCUCUCGCAAUGGAUACAUGUGUAGGAGCGAUAUCCUCGAAUUGAGAAUGCGGGAUUCCGCAUUUGUCGGCUCAGUCAUUCGGUUCCCAACUUCCGACGCCCAUGGCGAAAGGAGUCUCCUUGCUCUAUUGUCUUCGGCUCCUGGAGCAUUGCUUGUGAAGCGGUCUCCAACGUCGUAUUACGAGGCACUAGAUCUGAUAGAGGGAGAGUUGAGAGUUCGGUUGUCUUUCGAUUGGGUGCUUCCGACUAAAGCAGCCGUACGCAAAGUAGCCGUGAUAGGAGGGCGCCCCAUGUUUGAUAGGCAGAAAGGAUCAUUCGGUCACCAAGGAACAUUCGAAGCGGCCCUAGCUCUGGGUAUAUCGGUGGUUGUGGUUGAUCGACCGGGACAUUGGCUCGAAGAAGAAACCUAUUCUUACCUAAGGGAUGACUUUAUUCCUGUUGAUGUGACCGACGAUGCGAAACUGCCGUCGAGGAUUGCUGAAGUACUGAAAGGGAGAAAGAUCCAUGGUAUCGUUACAUUUUCAGAUGAAUUCGUGAUCGCAACUGCGAAAGCAGCGGGACUAUUGGGUCUUCCAACCGAGCCCAUAUUAGCAAUCUUGAAUGCCCACAACAAGUACGAGACGCGCAAAUUAAUUAAAUCAAAUAUCCAAACACUGCGACUGGACAGGGUGGAGCAACUGUGCGACUCUUCCGGCCGCAAAGUUGUCAAACCGUGCCAGAAUGGCGGCUCCCGUGGCGUCAAGAGAGUUGACAACUAUUCGAGCAUGCCCCAGGCCAUACGACAACUAGAAGAAGCCGGGUUUUCAAAGUAUGGAAUUCUCCUCGAAACGUAUGUUGAUGGCCCAGAGGUAGAUGCCAACUUUGUUCUUUGGGAUGGGGAGAUUCUUUUCUUCGAAAUAUCAGAUGACUUCCCAUGCCAGGCAGAUGCAAUAGACGCGACAGUUUCGGAUAAUUUCGCUGAAACCGUCGUGUUACUACCAAGUCGACUGGACACCGAAGAAAUAGAGCUUAUCCGGUCGUCGCUGCACCAGAGCCUUCUCCAAUUGGGAUUCCGCUCUGGUGUUUUCCAUCUUGAAGCCCGGGUGCAGAACUCUUCCAUGCGCUAUAAAGAAACCAAUGGCGUCCUAGAUCUUGCUGACGCCGAUUCAACAACGGAAAGUAAGCCGGAUGUGUUUCUGAUCGAAGUCAAUGCUCGACCGCCCGGUCUGCAAUCUGUGUUUGCGACCACGUAUACGUAUGGUGUGGAUUACUGUGCGCUUCAAUUUCUUCGAGCGCUCGAGGACGGCGAGCGUUUUAAAGCUCUGUCAAAAUCUUUUUCAUGCCAAGCUCAGUACUGGUGUGAGCUUGUUAUGAUUCCUAUCCAUCGUGAAAAAAUCGUGGUACCGGAUGACUUUUGCGAGAAAGUGAUUGAACAACUUCCAGAAAUUGGUCCAUAUAUGUCUCGGGCAGAAUGUAUUGUAUCUGCAAAGGUUGUAUCGCCGGUAGGGGGCACCGGGUUUAUAGGUUAUUUCUUGUUAUACUCGAGGACCAGCAGAAGGCAUUUGUUGGAAAUGGGUGGUCGUAUUAAAGAGGUUUCUAAAAAGAUCUUGGAUGGCAUUUGA
Messenger RNA from Coccidioides immitis RS, 1944 nucleotides. RefSeq lists its product as uncharacterized. The coding region runs from base 1 to 1944 and encodes 647 amino acids. The transcript has 4 exons. The record is from RefSeq and is a predicted model, not a curated record. NCBI's taxonomy places the organism in Eukaryota, Fungi, Ascomycota, Eurotiomycetes, Onygenales, Onygenaceae. Gene Ontology annotation, molecular function: metal ion binding; ATP binding.